UCGUGAAGUACAGAGGCGUAGCGGCGAACACGAGCAGGAAGACAGGAGCAGCAAAGAUCUCUUUCCACACUCUGCGAGACCUUCCCGACGAGGCGACGAGCACUCUCCGAUGGCAUCUCAGGACUCCAAGACCGCGCAAGACCCAGUCACCACCGAGCCGUCAUCCCCGGCGACCGCUGCCGCAGGGGAGGCGCCUACGAACCCCACCGCCCCCACACCAGCCCAAAACCCUAGUUCUGCCGCGGCUGCGGCGGUAGGUGACGCGGCCACGGAUUUGGAGAAGAAGAUGCGCCGCGCGGAGCGGUUUGGGACGCAGGUGGUGAUGUCCGAGGAGGAGAAGCGAAGCAGUCGCGCCGAGAGGUUUGGGACUGUAUCUUCAAAUGAGAAGAUGGAGGAGCAGAAGAAGAAGUCCAGGGCUGAGAGGUUUGGCAUUACCUCGUCCUCUACUGAUGCUAACGAGGCUAAGAAGAAAGCUCGUUUAGAACGAUUUGGUCCGAAUACAAAUACGAAUGUUAGCAAGGCAGAAGAAGAUAAACGAAAGGCACGAGCUCUCAGGUUCGCAGAAACGCCUAGUGGAUCAUCUGAAGGAAAUGACAAGGACACCUCCAAGCCGGAUGCUGCCACUGUGGCUGGCACGGCAUGAUGGAAGCAGUCCCUGCUGUUUGCGAGGGUCUCAGGUAUUCCCCGAGAGACUUUGGUGAAGCCAUAGUUUGUAUAACGCUAACGAGACCAGUGCAUGAUGUUGUCGGAGCCAUUUCGAGCGCUGUUUACUGUGUAGCACUUGAAUGACUUCCUUACUGUACUUGCUGGGCAGCGUAUUGUUGUUUGCUGCUUGGUUCGGGGACACUUGUACUUCAGCUUCCCUCUUUGUAGUGACGACAUUUCUUAGCCAUGGCCUUGUGUUCCUUUA
Brachypodium distachyon (stiff brome) is the source of this 910-nucleotide messenger RNA. Its product is annotated as protein MODIFIER OF SNC1 11. The record is from RefSeq and is a predicted model, not a curated record. Lineage: Eukaryota; Viridiplantae; Streptophyta; Magnoliopsida; Poales; Poaceae. Gene Ontology annotation, biological process: poly(A)+ mRNA export from nucleus. Bases 110 to 643 code for a protein of 177 amino acids. Gene Ontology annotation, cellular component: nucleus. The transcript has 6 exons.